UCCAUUGUUGAUUGUUCAUGCGAUCUUGUGCUAAUAUAUUCUUAGCAUCCGAUCAGCUGUGUUUUGUUUUCUUUUGACGAGGCCAUCUUUUUUGAGAUAUUUUUAAACAAUACACUUACCUACAUAUGUUACAUACAUACCUAGUUAAAUUAAUAUAAUUACUUGCGAGGUACCAAUAUGAACGAACUUAAAUCUUUAGAGCACGCUACACUUAAGGUACCUUAUGAGGUAUUUAACAAAAAAUACCGCAAUGCUCAAAGAGUGCUUGAUGUAGAAGCGAGACAAGUGGCUUCUGCCGCGGGUGACCUCGAUGCCACAGUCAAGAGGGGAUCUACAGCUGGUGAAAUUGAAACGUUACUUGAUGGAAUGGUCGAGAAGUUAACGACGAUGAAACGUAAAGCGUCCGAGUCCACGUGUGAGGAGCUGCAGGCCGCGCUCGUCUGCAAGAAACGACUUGAACAUCUGAAGGAGCAGGCGGAGGCCAUGGCGGAACCUAACGCACCACACAAUAAAAGUUCCAUGAACCAGUGGCGCCGCGUGCGUCUGGACCGCAUGCUGGUGGACUACUUCCUGCGAAACGGAUACUACGAGUCAGCCCACCAGCUGGCAGACGCGCGAUCUCUCCGGGACCUCACCAACGUCGACAUAUACGCCAGCGCGGCGGAGGUGGAGGCGGAGCUAAAGCUGCGACGCACGGCGCGCUGCCUGCAGUGGUGCGCCGAGAACAGAUCCAAGCUGCGCAAGCUGAACUCCAACAUGGAGUUCAACAUUCGCAUACAGGAGUUUAUCGAGCUGGUGCGCGAGGAGCGGCGCCUGGAGGCGGUUCGCUACGCCAAGAAGCACUUCUCCACCUAUGAGGAGGGCCAGCUGCACGACAUCCAGCACUGCAUGGGCAUGCUGGCCUUCCCCGGAGACACUGAUGUGGAGCCGUACCGGGCGCUGCUCGGUACGUGCCGGUGGGGCUCGCUGGUGGCUCAGUUCCGCUGGGAGCACGCGCGGCUGCUGCACCCCGCGCCGCGGCCCGCGCUGCCCGUGGCGCUGCAGCUGGGACUUGCGGCGCUGCACACGCCGCAGUGCGGCCGCCCGCCCGCUCCCGCCUGUCCCGCGUGCCAGCCCCCGCUCGCAACGCUAGCGGCGUCGCUGCCGCACGCGCACUGCUCGCACUCGCGGCUCGUGUGCCGACUGUCGGGCGCACCGCUCAAUGAGCACAAUCAGCCCAUGGUGCUGCCCAACGGACAGGUGUACGGCGAGAAGGCGCUGAAGGAGAUGAUGAAGGAGCACGGUUCAAUAAUUUGUCCGAAAACGAAGGAAGUGUUCUGUAUGAAGCGCGUGGAGAAGGUGUACGUGAUGUAGGGGGGUAUUGGCAGCGGACACUCACAACAGAGGGCCUACGGUUUACUAAAGUGGGCGUUAUCGAGACAUUUCUUUUGUUAUAAGUAUAAGACUUUGUAAGCACUAUAUAUUAUAAAUGUAGUAAAUAAAGUAUAAUUAUACAAUGA
Leptidea sinapis is the source of this 1499-nucleotide messenger RNA. It is a transcript of the gene Kaz, whose product is annotated as E3 ubiquitin-protein transferase MAEA. Gene Ontology annotation, cellular component: nucleus; GID complex; cytoplasm. Bases 178 to 1353 code for a protein of 391 amino acids. The record is from RefSeq and is a predicted model, not a curated record. Gene Ontology annotation, molecular function: ubiquitin protein ligase activity; protein binding. Gene Ontology annotation, biological process: proteasome-mediated ubiquitin-dependent protein catabolic process. The transcript has 8 exons. NCBI's taxonomy places the organism in Eukaryota, Metazoa, Arthropoda, Insecta, Lepidoptera, Pieridae.